AUGUGGAUCAAACUAGACUACAAACGACGCAAUGUGCAAGACAGCGUCACCUGCAUACAUCGACUGGUCGAGUCCACGCCGCACCGGUUCUUGACCCGUGGCGACCUCCAGAAAGUCGGAAUCCGUGCAGAGAGACGCUAUAUGUCCCCUGGAAACUAUAUCGCCUUCAAUCCAUGCUUCUUCAAUCCUCGGCCCCCAGAUUUUGCCAGUAAUCCCCGUACGGACAGUGAGAAAACUAAGAACUCCGCGGUAGACAAUAUAGGAGAGAACGAGCAUCAGAACACAGACACAGAAGCGGCUGAAAGACCAGGACCCCGCUAUCCUUCGAUCCUCGGUAGGCAUCAUGGAGAUAGACUUGAUAAGAUCGUACCUGGGUCGUUCACCAUGAGGACCUUCACCUGCCUGUCUGACAAGGGGGCGACGACCAAAGGGAAAUGGAAAGAAGAUCCUGCUCUGGGUCUGCUCGACGUGUCCAGCAGCAACUGGCGCGCAGCCGUCUGCAUAGAGGACCCAACCUACCGCCAUCCACACGCUAUAAUCGACGUGAUGACGGAUACAGAUGUUGUGAGCGUGGAUCUUUCAGCCGGGGAAGUCAAGGCCAUCAUGAGGACCAUGAAGACACGCAUGGGCAUUAGCUACUACCGUGACCAUGUCACUCUGCCACUACUGAUGAUAUCGUACUUGGGUCCAGACUACGGAAGGAUUAUCCACGCGCAUCAUGAUGGCAGCCGCAUGGUCGUCCAGCAUUCGAGCCUGUUCAAUUUGAGAGAACCCACAAACAAUCAUAUUGAGCUCUUUCUGCGAUAUUACUGCAGCGAGCCUGCACGCGCAUCCCAAGGACUAUGGUUCAACAAGUAG
Aspergillus terreus NIH2624 is the source of this 858-nucleotide messenger RNA. RefSeq lists its product as uncharacterized. The coding region runs from base 1 to 858 and encodes 285 amino acids. NCBI's taxonomy places the organism in Eukaryota, Fungi, Ascomycota, Eurotiomycetes, Eurotiales, Aspergillaceae. The transcript has 3 exons. The record is from RefSeq and is a predicted model, not a curated record.